This is a messenger RNA of Anthonomus grandis grandis, 2615 nucleotides long. RefSeq lists its product as uncharacterized. The transcript is spliced from 2 exons. Bases 699 to 2237 code for a protein of 512 amino acids. Lineage: Eukaryota; Metazoa; Arthropoda; Insecta; Coleoptera; Curculionidae. The record is from RefSeq and is a predicted model, not a curated record.
UAAAAUAUUAUGUUUUUGGAAAAGACCAUAUGAGGAGCAGACUUGCAAAAUGCAUUUUGUCCAAAUUUUCCAUAUUUGAGAUAGAGAUGGCGUUGCAUUCCUAUGAUGAAAUACCAACUUUUUAUGAACAUUUAGACAGUCAAACUGCAUUAAGUCCCCGUGUUAUUAGGUGGUAAAUUUCACCCAGACAAACAAACUGAUUUAAGUCCAGUCACGUUGUACUUUCAAAGCGCAUUUUGUCCGUAAACGUGGACAAAACGCAUUUCGAUGGAGAUUUUGUUCAUUUUAGCGAUCCACGUGUUAGAGCUCGGUGUUGUUUACAAGCUUUUUAUAAAACUAGAAUAAAAGUAUUGUUUUCGAAAAAAAUGGAAGGGUUAGAAGGAUAGCAUAUUGUUGGUGAUAGUGUUGAUAGGGGCAGUAGGAAAAGAAAAAGAAAUAUAAUAAGCCGCGAGAGAAAAAAGCAAAUAAGGUAAUUUAUAAGGUUAGGUUUUAUAAAUUAAGUUAAUAUUUUUUAUUUAAUCUCUAAGGUAUUCAAAUUUGGAUAUCAAUCUCGACAAUUUUGACGUAGUUUGUGAUCAUAAAAUAAAAAUGCUAAUUUUGAUUGCCAAGAAUUAUCAAAACAAGCUCUGCUAGAGAUUCGCCAAACGUUUUUUGAGCACCCUGACAAAAUUAAGCAGGAUAACUUACUUGCUAGCUACAUGGAUAUUAAGGAGCCACAAAGAAAACGAAAUCGAAAAGAAAAUGGAAAGCCGCAUAAUUUUUCCGUUAAUUAUUUCGUGUUUCUUAAAGGUACUAAGAAACAAAUUUGCCAGAAACUCUUUCGGGCUCUGUUCAGCGUUUCCCAAAGGCGAAUAAAUACAAUUUCUAAAAAAAUUAAAAUUGGUUCAACCCUUACUGAAAAAAGAGGAGGAGAUAGAAAGUCUCACAAGUUUGCAAAUAAAUUUAAUGAGGUAAAAAAAUUUAUAAGCAAUCUUAAAGGCAAAGAAAGCCACUACGGCCGUGCCAAAUCAAGAAGAAUUUACUUAUCUGCCGAAUACAGUAUUGCCAAACUUUGGACAAUCUAUAAUCAAAAUGUGUCGGCUGAUCAAAAAGUAAAUUAUAAACACUUUAGUAGAGUUUUCAAUAAUCACUUUAAUAUAGGCUUUGGUAGCCCGGCUACGGAUGUAUGUAAUUUUUGUGUUCGAACUGCAACACAAAUCUGUAAUGCCAGAAAUAUUAUUGACAAAAGCGAACUGCAGACCAAACUAAAAGUUCAUAAGGUUAGAGCAUCUCAGUUCCUCAAAAUAAUGAAGGAAGAACUACCUAGCUCAGUGUCUUUUUGUUUUGAUUUGCAGCAAGUGCAGGUUCUUCCAAAAGUUCCCAUACAAGAUGCUUUUUAUGCACAGCAACUUUCAAUUUACUUUUUUUGCAUUACAGCCACUAAUUGUAAAAACCCAGUUUUUUAUUCAUGGAUGGAACACCAAGCUGGUAGAGGGGCCACAGAAAUUUCAUCAGCAGUACUUGAUUUUUUAAAAAGAACUAAUUUUGCCCCUAACGUAGACACUCUUCGGCUCUUUUCUGAUGGAUGCGGGGGGCAAAAUAAAAACAGCUUUAUCAUCCACAUGCUUAUGUUAUGGCUGCACAGCUUUGCUCCAGAAACAAUUAAGAAGGUAGAGGUUAUCUUCCCAGUCCGGGGACACUCUUACCUUCCAGCAGACAGAAUUUUUGGGAGGGUGGAAAAGAUCCUAAAGCGACACGCGGUCAUAAAAACACCUGAAAAAUAUUGUGAACUUUACAAACAAGUAGGAGAAAUUAGACAACUUGGAACGAAUUGGUCAUUGGUUAAUAUCAAAAAAGCUUCAGUCUCUUUAAAGAAAGUAAUAGGAAUUAGCUUAAGUAAGAGAAUAAUCAUUAAAAGAGGUACGGUCUCAAAAGUGGUGGUAAAAUCUGAAUCUUUAUAUCGGACGGAUGAUCCAGCAAAAAAAUUCCAAACUUUGCUAAAACCCAAAAAGCGCUUGGAUCAAAUCGUUCUUUCUAAAGUACGGCUUGGACAUGAAAUAAAACAGAAAAAACUUGAUAGUUUAAAAAAAUUACUUGUUACGUUAUCUGGUGACAAAUGGUACGACACAGACCCUGAGUUAAGAUGGAUGGCUGAAAUAUUUGAAAAUCUUGCUGUAAGCCAUAAUGAAGAUCAAGAGUACGAAGAUGGUGAAGAAGCUUGCGAAUGCGCUGAAACUGAUGAAAAUAACUUCAUUUAAAAUUUAAAAAAAAACAAGAGAUAUUGUUUUUUUGUUUUCUUGACAUGUCUAAUAAUUUUAUUUGUUUCAUGUUUAUGUUUGAAUAGAAUACUUUUUCAUUUAAGACAGUUUAUUCAUUUUGUAAAAUUAUAAUGACAUUCAAAUUGCAUUUUGUCCACUAUAGAUAAUCAAAAUGCAUUUUGUCCACCAAUUUUUUGUAUUUUUUCAAGUUGUUUUUUCACUUUCUUGUACAGAAACUCGUAAUCGAGGUCCAUACACUCAAUGCCAUUAUAUGAUGACAUAAUUUUUUUUUUCUUUCAUUUAGUUUUUGUAUAGUAGUUUUUUGCGUUUUCUGAAAAUUGGUAAAAAUGGACAAAAUGCAAUUUGCAAGUCUGCUCC